This is a messenger RNA of Saccostrea cuccullata (small rock oyster), 959 nucleotides long. Its product is annotated as plasminogen-like. Lineage: Eukaryota; Metazoa; Mollusca; Bivalvia; Ostreida; Ostreidae. Gene Ontology annotation, molecular function: signaling receptor binding; endopeptidase activity. The transcript is spliced from 4 exons. The record is from RefSeq and is a predicted model, not a curated record. The annotation marks the transcript as partial.
CAAAGGACUGCAAAAUAUCCGUGGAAGGUCUGGAAUACAGAGGUAACAUUUCAGUGACUGUUUCCGGUAAAUCAUGUCAGAGGUGGGACAGCCAGACUCCACAUUCACAUGGUUACGCCGAGCGACUUCCGGGGAACGCCAGUGAACACGAAAAUUACUGCAGAAACCCAAAACCUGGAAUGGAAGCUACCCCAUGGUGUUAUACAAUGGACCCCGAUACAAGAUGGGAGCUUUGUCAGAUUCCAUUCUGUGUGCUAGACUGUAGAAAAACCAGAGAAGGGAUGGAGUACAGAGGAAACAAAUCUACUACUAUUUCUGGAAAGACAUGUCAGAGAUGGGACCAACAGUCGCCAUGGACCCAUGGUUACACUAAGGCAUUGCCUGGUAACGCCACUCUGCACGAGAAUUUCUGCAGGAAUCCGCAGUCUAAGGACGCAGAUGGCCCCUGGUGCUUCACCACGGACCCCUACACGAGAUGGGAAUACUGUGAUGUACCUUUCUGUGAAUGUAGAGACACGAUUAAAGGAGAAGAAUACAGAGGCACCAUCUCCCAUACCGAUAGGGGGCGUGAAUGUCUUAGAUGGGACAGCCCCUUUUCUCCAGAACCAUUAUUUGCCUUGUUUCUGGAGGGAAAUUCGAGUUCGCAUGAGAAUUAUUGCAGGAACCCUGCUAAUCAAGGCGAAAAACCUUGGUGCUUUACAGAUGCAUCGGGAAAGUUUGCAGAAUAUUGCAACAUCCCGAUGUGUUCUCAAAGUAACAAAGAGUGCUUAGACAGCGCCAAAGGUCAAUAUUACUUUGGAACUGUAUCUAAAACCGGAGAUGGUAUAGAAUGCCAACGCUGGGACAAAUUACAACCACACGAUCACAGGUUUGUCUAUGGAUUCAUGGGACUGUCCGCUUCUGAACACGAGAAUUACUGCAGAAAUCCCGACAACGGGGAGAGACCGUGGUGUUACACA